AUCUAGCUUCCCGUGAUUGAUGUUGCGAUAAAAAUUAGUCGUUCUCGAAAGCCCUUUCGAGCUUGCUCAGGCUGUUUUGGCGUGGUCUACCGACUAUAGAGUUUUCCCCGAACUGUCAGCUUGUGUACGCAAAGUGUAACUAAUGCGAGCGUGAAUUCGUUGAACAAAUCAAUCGAACUUUGUGGGAUGAUCAAUGGUGGCAACAAGCGGUAUGGUUUAUGAGGAAAUUGUCGGAGUGCGGGGCAGCUGACCCCAGCCUCCGCGCAGUCUAUAUAUGCGCGAGAUGCCCCACAAUUUGAAUUCUACAUCUGGCAAUUCUGCCAAUUCCGGGCCAAAUCAUCAAGGGUACCAUCAAGUCAUUGGCGAUGGGCUACAACCGGAGAAAGAGCCUGUGCAAUUCGAUGCUAGCCAUCUUCGAGGCGCACCAGCGGAAGUCGAGUCGCUUGUCCACAACAUCAAAGAAGUCGCUCAACAAUUUCUGUACCACUGGAAGACAUUUCCAAUCGUCCUACCUCCACCCCUUUCGGCUUGUUCAGACGGCGAUGAGACCUUGGUCCGUAAAAAAUACCACCUCAGAGACCUCUUCGUAGCACCGAGCUUCGACGAGCUCGAUGCGGUCGCUGUUGAUACCAAAGGUGAACCCAGAAGACUCACCAACAAACAACUGGAGAGCAUAAGAGAAAGAGGAGAAUUCGAAGUUGACUCGAUAAACUUCACCGGCCAGACCCACCGCUGGAGACUCAGCGGACUCCUCCAAAGAGGGCGAGAUCGACGAAGGGAAACCCUGCUGAACGACCUCGCCCUGGCGACAAGAUUCCUCGUAGUGACCGCACGAGCCCGCCUCAUAUCCCACUGUUUCAGUAUUUCCCAAUCCCUGAAGGCCCUCUUAACCGGACUGCUGCGCCUCCUCGACAUGCUCAUCGGAGUGCCCUCCCUCCAGGCGCAAAACCUAGAAGGAAAAAUCAGAGAAGAGCGCUGUCGCUACCUCGUCGCCGAGUUGAUAUGUCGCUCGGAGUACGAGGACUCCCUGGAAUUGCUCUGUGGCUUCGUGCGAAAGCAAUUGCGUCGCGCAGCGAUGGAAAAAUUCGAAGUGGAAAGAGAAUCCUCCCAACUGCUCCCCGUCUCGGUGCCCUUUGUCUUCGGUACGCCAAGCGGUACAGCCGUAGACCUGCGACUGUUCAGCAGAGACAUAAUGAGAAAAGCCAUGCCAAUUCUCGUAACAAUCCUCGAACGAGAGACCCGCGGAUGGUUCCUCCACUUUCGCGAGCGACUGAUCUCCGAAUUACGAGGGCAGAAAAAAACUGACGAGGAGAUUGAGGAGCAAGUGAACGAGGCUGUCAUGCGAGAGUACCUCCAAAGAGUCUACUCCAACAUCCUGAUUCACCCGGACAUUCAAGCCUUGGGGGACGGGAUCGGUCAGCUGUUGGUGCAGCAAGCGCAGUCCGUCAUUCUAAUGCAUCGCGCAGUGGAGAGUGUCAAGCGUAAAUUGGCACACGCCAAAGAAUCACUUCGCAAGAGCAUGGAGAGCGAGCACCCAGUGCUCUCUCGAAUAGGGCCCUGGAUGCGUGACAGAAUGAGAGAAGCUGAGAGCCACUUCAUCGAAGAGUGCCAGUGGAGCGCCCACGAGGAGGCCCUCUCCCUCUGCAGUCUUCAAAAUCUCCAGCAAACCGUCUACUUCCUCAAUCGUGACUUGACAUUCAUGCGCGAGAGAGAGCCCGUUCUCCUCAAGGAGCUUCGAAAAGUUGAAACCCCAACGAGGAACUUUCAGUGGCCCACGCAGAUAUGGCUGCCGAGGAAUUGGAUAGUCCGUAGAAAUUUCCAGGGAACGUCCGAGGUAAUUCCAACGAUACUGAGUAACACACCGACGUCGAUAACAACCCCGAGGGCAGAUCCAAGUCAGCCGGUGUUUCUCGUGGAGAGGGAGCUCGUCCACACGACGACAACACGCUGGCCCAUGUGGCGAUGGAUAAACUACAUCGCGAGGACCUGGUGUUGGACGUGGAACGCCAUGUUCCUGUUCGGGGUUGCAGUCCCCUGGUGCAGCAGAGUCUCCCUGAGAUCGCUCCUCCUCGUCGAGCCCUUCACCCCAGACCUGGAGUUGAGCCAGCUGAAUGGAACCCUUUUCCCACGCAAAUCCUCCCAGACACCGACCCUCUGCUCGCGUCUGAUAGCCCUCUGGCGACACAUCAGCAAGAGUCGAACGCACUUCGAGACCGAGCCCGAUACUGGCUUCAUCGGGAAGGGGAUGACGAGGCACAUCAACAGAAUGUGGAAUUACGGGGUGAAGGGUCUGCUGGGAACCCUCGGCAUUCUUUUUAUAUUUCCCAUUAUUUGCGUUGUAGCUAGUCUUGGCUCUCUCAUCAUCGCUCUGUCUGCGUUCGUGUGGAUGCCUCUAGUGACAAUGGCUCUUCACACCUUCAUGGCCCUCGUCAUAGACCUCGACAGUCCCGAGGCGAGUAGAAAUCGUUACUUCGUCGUGCUGGAGGCGUUAGUGUGGAAUAUUGGAAUCCAGGGCUUUCUCCAGCCACUGGCUGCCCUCGUCGUGGCCCUCUGCAUAUGCCCUGUCAUUUCGUUCUUCAUAAUGACUGUUGCGGUGGUGAGGUACUGGGUGAGAGUCGUCUGGGACACAGCCAUGUUCCAUCUUCUCAUAAAGAGUCGUGGGAGGAUACCAGCGAGUGACAGCUUCGUGGUGAAGAGAGUGGCAGGGCCUGGCCUGGCGUCUGAUUAUUACUACCAGAUUAAACCGGAGCAGGCACUGGCUGCCUUCGAAGCGAAACUCGAGCUCGACGAGUUGUUCGCAUUUCAGCACGAGACUGAACGACUGAUAACUCAACCCCAGAGGGACUUCACUCAGUUCGUCGAGGCCUGCUUCAGCCCCUUCGCCACGAAUCUAGCCAAGACGAAGGAUCCGUACAAGUCUCUGGAGAAAGAGGCCAGGGAUUUGAUUGGGGUUCUCCACGAGAAGCUCGAUCGACGCAGGAAGGAUCUCCAGACCGGUCUUGGUGUUGCUGUGAGGAGUAAAAUCAAACUCACAACGUUCGAUCUGAAGAUCGUUAUUCAGCAGGCGGCGCUGAUGCUCGAGAGACUGUACCCAACUCACGUUUUUUCGAGGCUCAAUGGUAAUGAGGACGACUUUUGGGAGAACAAGGGGCUCAGUGUGGGGGACUGGGCGGGACUGGCAGGGCUCAUGUAUGCUGACAUCUUCAGUCUAGAUUUUCUACAGCCCCUCGAUGACACUGACACCAAAUUCAAACUCGAGCCACACUCUGGAAUUGAUCUCUCUAGGUAUAGUAAUAUGGUUAAUAGCACUGAACUUGGGGGCAUCAAUGGGCCUGAUCUGCUCGGGGCUAUUUACGCACCGAGGGGGAAUAUACAGGUCCACAGUCCCUAUUUGGAACUGUCUGCCUUUAAUCCACGUGCCAAACAACAAACGAGCAGCAAAAAAUCGGAGAAAAUGUGCGAGUCAAGUCUUCUGCAUCAAGCGAGAUCGAAUCGUAAGACUAUGACUGGGAGUUCGGGGGGCGACACACGGUGGCAACCUUGGAAGAGGGAGAUGAGACCCUACAGUGCGGAGAAACUACUCAUACCUCUUCCCAUUCCUCAUCCAGCUCAUAUCGCCAUUACUAUUCACAAUAGGGAUUCUGAGGAUCCGAUUCCUCUGGACUCGGAGAUCUGUCAGAAUAUUUUGAGAGCCAUCGAGGAAUCACCUGGGGAAAUGGUCAUUGAGAUUGUCGGACGGUUUAGGGGGGGAGGGGACUCCAGUUUUGACUCGGUUGCGUCGCAGUCCUCGGUCUCUCUGGACGCACCUGGGGAGAAGGAGGAGGAGGAGGAGGUGGGGGAUAAUGAUAAGCAGGGGGAAACUUAUCACUGGACUUUGUCGAAUUGGACGGGGGGCAUGGCCAGACGGAGAAAGAAUUCUGGGUCUAUCAAGGUCGAUCUCGCCUCUCCAGAAGAUGUCACUCUUGAUACUGACACCACGAGGGUCAUGUUUAGCACGUAUGGAACGACUGUCUGAGUUAGGGGGGAUAUGCCCUUGGAGAUUCACUUGAUAUUAUUUUUUACUUUCGGAUUGGGGGUGGGUCUAAUGGCGAACUCGCGUGGAGCUCCUUUCCCUGUAAUUUCGCACGAGAUAUUUAUAGUUGGAAGUGUUUUCAAUUUUAACGCGGAUGGAAAAAUUUGAUAGAGAACCUAGCGCUAGUGGGAGACUCUAUUGGAACUCCAUGAGAAUUCUGGGGGAAUUCUGCUCGAAUUUUUUUUAAUAGAUUCUUUUUCGUAGAAAAAUUUACAGAUGUUGAUUUUUCGUUGUAACUCAUUCUGUGGGGAUUUUUUAUGAGAACUUUUGGGGUUGAAUUUUUCAGGUUUUUUCGGGGAUUUUAUUAUGAAAAAAGAAUAAAAAUUUGGGGAGAAAGUUUUUUGAAAUCUAGGCCUAUGAACUUUUUAUAGAAAAAUCAAAAUCUAUUUUUAUUCUGAGAAAUGUAAUCUAAAGUGAGUUUAGAAUUGGCGGAAACGAAUAGAAUUAUUUGAUAGAAUUUUAGAACUCCAAGAGAAUUCUUACGGAUUUCCAAUAGAAAUUUAGUAGAGGCUUGAAUUUGCCAAUUCACAGCAAGAAUUGAAAAUUACAUCAAUUGAGUAGUGAACAAAUUGAUAAUUGAGGACAGUUGUCUCAAUUCUCACAUUUUUCAAUAAUUUUGUAAUUUCAUCUCUUGAUCAUUAAUUAUGAAUUAAUGAGCGAUAAUUCAACCGUUUGUAAAUGAAAAAUCCCUUAUUCAGGUCUCAAAAUGGCGAUUAGAAGAUUUUUUAAAAAAUCAUGCAACUUCCCUAUUUCUGAAUGAAACUUUCAAAACUCUAAAAACGUUAUCCAUGUUUUGGAAUAUCGCAGACGAGAGAGAAAAUGAUUAUUCUCUCGAAUACCCCUAAUUAAAAAACAUACAUCGUGCUUCAUUCGAGGGUAAUUCCGUACACCAUUUUAUUGAAAACAUCGGUAUUAUUUAGUGAUUAAUUUAUUAACAGCGUCAUUAUUAUACUAUUGAUAUUAUUUUUUUAUUGUUCAUUCAUUUUUGCUUUUGCAAGUGAUACGAGGCUAUUAGUUUUCUCAUGACGAUUAAAAUUAUCAUGUGACGGUCGUAUGUCAACAUCAAUGUACAUGCAGUUCUCUUUAGGAUUUUUAUAUUUCAUUUUAUUUCACUGCAUAAAACCAUCAGAAACCAUCAUUCAAUCAUGCUCUCCUCAUUUUGAAAUUUCACUCAUUUUUUAGCUAAGGCUGAAUUAAUUUUCACUUGAGGUAAUUUUACCUAUUCGAAACAUCUUCCAUUACAAUUACUCAAAAACGUAAUUGAAAGUGUACUCUGGCAAUCAAUGUGCUAUGAUUAUCAAAAAAAUUGUAGUAGUGUGAGCUAAUGUAGUCUGGGCACGAAUUUCUAGUUUUCAAAUUUCAGGGCUACUCUGAGAGAAAAAAAAAUGUUCUCAAACAAGAUUUGCUUGAACAAAAAAAAAUUGCAAUUCUGUUUAAGUAAGAAAUCUCAAAAGUGUUUGUUUUAUGGGAGAAAAAGGAUAGUAAUUGUUCGUUUUGAUCACCUAAUACUCAAAGAUAAUAAAUUAAUUCUUAAAUGAAAUAAUAAUGAUGACACGACAUGAAAACUUGUUCGAGAGCAUGUUUUUUUCUCGAAGUGUAGAGAGUGAGGAGUGAAAAAGACGUCGAAUCUCACAUGGCAACUGCAUGAGUAUUAAUAUACAGCGAUAGAAUAAGCCUACCUAGGUGAGUAAUUGGGAAUUAUGUAUCCCCAAAAUUUAAACCUUCUACGAAGUUUUCAGACACUCGUCACAAAGAUAAACAAUCGAGUGGAAAAAAAAUGAAAAAAAAUCGUCUUCAAACGGAUAUUUUAUUGACGCCUUUUUAGUUGACCAACGCCUGAACUCUUCUCGAUUAAGAAUAAAAAUUGUCUAAUGACUUGUAAUAAAUUACGAAAUAGUGGAGAAAAAUGUGAGUUACUAAAAUCAAUCGGCUGUGUGCAGUUUCACUAGAUGUUUCACGAGUCUUGAAUGCGAUCACGUUAAUCGCGAGUAGAAAGCGUUAAAUAGAAAGAUUUAAUCAAUAAAAGAAAAUGACAAAAUGAAGCUUGACUCAUUCGAUCUCUCUUAGUUCAAAUAAUAAUUGUAAAGCCAUAAACAUUCCGUAAUUGUAUUCAAGUUGGAGAGGGAAAAAAAAGAGAUAAAGCUGUGCAUCACGUUUUACAUUUAAAUAACAGUAAUUUCAGAUUCCAUCCAUGAGACUUCAGCAAAGAUUUUAGAAUAUUUGGAUGGGAGUUUUCGGAGUGAUAAUACGAGAAAUGUCAGGUACAGGUUCACCUGCUAAAUCAAAAUGUUGUCGAGCUAUUAUGAUGGGACUUCUUAACACGAUUUUUUUAGCAAACGUUGCGAUGAGUGUGUUAGACCUUGUAAAGUAUAUUAUAAUAUAUGAAUAUUAUAUAUCACAAAUGUGAAUGAA
Molecule: messenger RNA, 6484 nt
Organism: Diachasma alloeum
Lineage: Eukaryota; Metazoa; Arthropoda; Insecta; Hymenoptera; Braconidae
Exons: 4
Coding region: 275-4015 (1246 amino acids)
Source: RefSeq, a predicted model, not a curated record